UAAUAAAGUAAUACUGCACUGCAAUGCAUUUUUUAAUUAUUAAUUCAUGAAUCAUUCCCUUCUUUUUAACUUUCCAAGUAAAGAAUUUAUUCCCGGCUGUCGUCCACAUUUCAGGCUUCAUCUCCUCAAUUUGAUCGACAACAAUCGCCAUUAGGGUUUUUGAAAUCGAUUUCAUUUUUAUAUUCUUGUGAUUGAUUACUUGUUGCUCUUCUUUUCUUACUGAACAGAUACGCCCGAAGGAGGGAUUUCAGAAUUCGAUUUCUUUUUAAGCUGUCAAGAGGAAUCCAAAAAAUUGUUUAGGGCAAAACCAAGGAGAAGUGAUAUAAGGUCUCAGGUUGGCUGAUAAUUGAACAGAGCAAAAGAAAGUGAGCACGUUAAUGGACAGUGCAAAAGCUAAGCAGCAAAGAAGGUGGACCAUGUCUCCUUCUUUGAUGCCCAGGACUCUGUGGUCCACAAGAAGCCCCACCAAAGAUGCACAAUCGAACGUGCAAGUUGUUCUUCGAUGCAGGCCUCUGACUGAAGUUGAAGUCGGGGCAGGAACUCCUGUAAUAAUUUCUUGUGAUGAUAAAAAACAAGAAGUGACCUUAACUCACACCACAGCUCACAAGCAGACGAAUCGGAUUUUUGCGUUCGACAAGGUUUUCAGCCCGGAAACACAGCAGAAAGAGCUAUACGACGAUGUUGUGGCUCCCAUUGUUAAUGAGAUUCUCGAAGGAUACAGUUGGACCGUCUUUGCUUAUGGCCAGACGGGAACCGGCAAAACUUACACAAUGGAAGGUGAAGGACGAAAAGACAAGAGCGGGCAAUUCAAUGAAAAUGCCGGAGUUAUUCCGAGAGCUGUCCAGCAGAUUUUCGACAUUUUGGAAGGCGAGCAUGCUGAUUAUAGUGUUAAAGUGACAUACUUGGAGCUUUAUAAUGAAGAGGUAACGGAUCUUUUGGUCCCGGAUGAGGAAUCGAGGGGGCAAUUAGUGUUAAUGGAAGACGGAAAAGGUUCCGUUUUUGUUAGAGGUUUAGAGGAGGAGAUUGUAUUCAGUGCAGAUGAAAUCUAUGAAAUACUGGAGAAGGGAGCAACUAGAAAACGCACAGCAACCAUUUUUCACAAUCGAAGCAACCGGGCUCACUCGAUUCUAUCAAUCACGGUGCAAAUUAAGGAGUUGAGUGCUGUGGGUUCGGAGCUAAUCAAGUGGGGGAAGUUGAAUCUUGUCGAUCUUGCUGGAUCAGAGAACAUACUUCGAUGGGGCGGAAGAGAGGCGAUAAAUGUAAUAGCGAGGGAAGCUGGUGAGAUCAACAAGAGCUUGCUUACACUUAGCCGUGUUAUCAAUGCGUUGGCUGAGAAUUCUGCACAUGUUCCCUACAGGGAUAGCAAAUUAACAAGAUUGUUGAGGGAUUCGUUGGGUGGUACGGCAAAAGCGUGCAUUAUUGCAACAGCUUCGCAAUCGAUUCUCUCUCAGGAAGAGACACUCUGCACUCUUGAUAUUGCGUCUCGUGCCAGAAAUAUUAAGAAUAGACCGGAGAUGAACCGAAAAGUGAUGAAGUCGACAGUGCUAAAGGAUCUGUAUACUCAAAUAGACAUUCUGAAACGAGAACUGCGCGUGAAACGGGAAAGCAAUGAAAGCAAUGGAGUUUAUGUAUCACAUGACAAUAAUCAACGCGCUGAAGAGAGAACCAAGAAGCAAUUGAUGGAGCUACAGGAGAUGUACCUUAUUCAGCAACAGUUCACAGAAGAUUUAAAAGAUAAACUCGAAAGCACCGAGAGAGAACUGAUCAAGACUCGCCAAUCUUUACGUCAUCUGGAAGAUGAAUAUCAGCAAGCCAAAGAUGUUAUCAAAGAUAAGGAGACAAUGAUACAUAAAAUCCUCUGUUCAGGAAAAGCACUUACAGAGAGAGCACUUGAAUUUCGGUCUGACCUUGAGGGCGCCGCAUCGGAUGUAUCCACCUUGCUUGCUCGAAUUGAGCAUAAGACGCGUUUGGAAGACAGUAACAGGGACGAUAUGCAGAAUUUUUACACACAGUUAGCUAAAGAGCUCGACGAGUUAAGUAAAGUUGUCUCGUCUUCAGCCGCACACCAAGAACAGAAAUUUGAAGUGGUUCAAGACGAGACAAGGUCAUUUGUAACAUCAAAAUCCGAGGCAACGAACGAGCUGCUCAAACAAAUCCAAACUUUAAAGGAUUUGUAUGCAUCCGGCGUUAAGCAGUUGGACGACUCAGCUGAAGAAAUGUAUCGAAGAUCUCAAUUAGGUUUCGGUGGAUUGAGCAAUGAAUUAUCAAUCCAUUCUUCAUGCGCUGCCGAUCUUGUCGUGAAAAGCUCAUCGAUUACCGAUUCAGCUAGCAACGAUCUAAAACUCAACCUCCACAGUCUCCGAUCAUGUAUAGACGCAUUCAUAAAGCAGCAGCAAGAGAAUCAUGUCAGAACGUACGAUGGAACCAGGUCCAUCUCAUACAGUCUUCUUAACUUCUUCGAGACUUUAAGGAUUUACAUUUCUAAAUUGACACUCAUGCAAGAAGAUUCCCGUACCGUCACAACUCGGAAAAUAAGUGACUUCACAAAGAAGUUUAAGGAUUUCGCUCUUGACGAGGAACUCCUUUUGGUAGACAAAAUAACCGAGCUUUUAGCGAGUUCAAGAACUAGAAAGGAAAAAAUGAUUCAAGCAGCGGCCGAUGAUAUUAUAGACAGCACCCGUACACAACACAGCGGCAUAAAUCAAGAAAUUUCCGAGAUGCAAAUUUCUACAGUGGCUGCUGAAGAAAAUUGGACCAAUUACAUUCAGAAAAUGGAAGCAAAUUGUGUGGAAGAUUCUGCUGUCGUCGAAGCUGGAAAAAGCAUUCUUGGGGAUGAUCUUCAGUGCUGCAUUAUAAAGUCGACAAAAGUUGCAAAGCAAUAUAGAGUUGCUGAAGAAUCCCUUUUGCAUGUUCUUGAGGAAAAUGCCAAAUCAGUCGAUUCGUUUAUAAAGAAUGUCACAGAGGACAUCGAAAUAAUCAAAGCCCAAUAUUCAUCUGUUGCCUCGUCAAUUCUUGAAGAAACAAAUGGUGCCGGAGAAAAUGCUAUGUCUUCAGUAGAAUGUUUAGCAAAAUUAGACCAUGAAGCGACCGAGAAAUUCAGCUCUAUGAGUCGUUGCUUCCUUGAUGGUACGAGAGAGAUGAACAGCUUCCAUUCAGAAAAGGUGGCUGAGAUUUCUCGAAAUGCAAGAAAAUCCCUUGUCGAGGAUUACUUGGUGGACGACUCGUCAGAUUUGAGCCCGAGGAAACGAGACUUCAAGUUGGCAAGUAAGGAAUCGAUAGAAGGUCUCAUGAAUGUUUGUGUUGGAAAUUCAUUAGAAUUAUCGCAUUCGCCACCCCCCGACAUUAAUGUUGGAAACUCGAUCGAGCCAUGUCCGAACUAACUUGGCUAGAAUUAUUACAUCGAUGGUAUGGUAGGCAGGUGAAGAAGAAUAGAAACGUGACAUUAUUCUUUGUGGUGUUGUGCAGUAGAACAUGCUUUUAACAGUGAGUUCUGUUUGUGAAAUCACAGUCUCAUAUUUUUGUGGUGUUUGAAUCCCACAUCGACGAUGAGAUGUUGACUGUCCGAGUUUGUACAUGAAUUCUUUAGACGAUGUAUUUUUAUAACCCAAGUUUUUAUGAGUGUGUUGAUACUA
This is a messenger RNA of Andrographis paniculata, 3632 nucleotides long. RefSeq names its product kinesin-like protein KIN-5D. Bases 378 to 3380 code for a protein of 1000 amino acids. The transcript has 23 exons. Gene Ontology annotation, molecular function: plus-end-directed microtubule motor activity; ATP binding; microtubule binding. The record is from RefSeq and is a predicted model, not a curated record. Gene Ontology annotation, biological process: microtubule-based movement. NCBI's taxonomy places the organism in Eukaryota, Viridiplantae, Streptophyta, Magnoliopsida, Lamiales, Acanthaceae.